This is a messenger RNA of Pieris napi, 2437 nucleotides long. Its product is annotated as C-type lectin domain family 4 member F-like. Gene Ontology annotation, molecular function: carbohydrate binding. Gene Ontology annotation, biological process: biological process involved in interspecies interaction between organisms. The record is from RefSeq and is a predicted model, not a curated record. Gene Ontology annotation, cellular component: external side of plasma membrane. Bases 188 to 1123 code for a protein of 311 amino acids. The transcript is spliced from 6 exons. NCBI's taxonomy places the organism in Eukaryota, Metazoa, Arthropoda, Insecta, Lepidoptera, Pieridae.
AGCAUUUCAGUACGAACGCAUUUCAAAGUACGCGACGCACGUCCGAAACUGGCGCCAUCGAAAAUGAUAUCGCGCUUCUAAAUUUGAAUUUUAAUUCACAACCCUGAAUUCGAUUUGUUACGAACGAUUUUAUAUUACAUUAUUAUUAUAUUAUUAUUUUUAGUUACAUACUAAUAAAUCGUGAAAAAUGUCGUUUUUCCACAACGUUCCUAGUGUUUUCCUAAUUUCCCUUGUUUUGCUCGCAAGUGCACAGAAAUCGUCAAAUAAUCUCCGUGACGUCGAUAUCCAAGAAUUGGCGAGGCAGAACAAAAUCACAGAGCAGAUCCUAGAGGCAUUCAUACAGAAGAAGCUUGGCCUCGCGAGCAAUAACUACAGAGCACCUUCGAUAUUCGACAUCCUUCCGGGAAAGAAGCCGGAAGAGCGAACAAUACGACAAUCAACGAGUGAUCGAGUGAGACAUGCCGAGAACGAAACAUGGGUAGAGAAUGAUGAUUUGAAUGAACAUAAUGAAGAAGAACCUGCGAUUGAAGAAGGACCUGAAUUUGUCGACAUUGAUGCGUUGCAAAGCGUGGAGAGUGAGCAAAUAGACUCAAUUUAUGCUGAAGGUAGGAGUAAAAAGUAUUCCAGCCAUUCGCUUGAUGCUGAUUUGGAGCCAAGCUAUCAUUGCUCAAGUUGUAGUGAGGAUGAUCUUGGCGUGACACGAUGGACGAUGCCGCUAUUGAAGAGUGGGGAGAAAAGAUAUUAUCUGGGAAUAUUCUUUAAGGCAAACUGGUUCAAAGCGCAACAAUACUGCAGAUUCCACGGCAUGCAUCUUGCGUCAAUUUCUUCGCAGGAAGAGAACGACAGGCUGGAGAAAUACGUUAGAGAAUCAGGUUAUGGCCGAGAGCACUUUUGGACAUCUGGCACUGAUCUGGCCGAAGAGGGAAACUUCUUCUGGAUGGCCAACGGAAGACCUCUCACAUUCGUCAACUGGAACGCCGGUGAACCAAACAACUUCCGCUACGAGAACGGCGAAGAAGAGAACUGCCUUGAACUCUGGAACAGAGAUGACAAAGGUCUUAAGUGGAAUGAUUCUCCAUGCUCGUUUGAGACCUUUUUCAUUUGUGAAGUUCGAUCCGAUUGAUUUAAAGGUGCUUGACACGAUAUAAUGUAGUUUAAUUUAUAAUUGUUUUAUACAAUGAUAAUAAUUGAAAAUCUAUCGUUUUUUCUGAAUUUAAUUUUGCCUUCAUAGGAUCAGACAUUUUUUUAAUAAUGCCUACUCAUUUAUUUAUAAUGGUCGUAUUUCAAAGUUCUCAUUUUGACAUUACUAGACGAAUUUCAGGAAAUAAUUUGACUGAAUAUUAUUUUUUCUAUUAUCUACGUAUGCUAUGGAUUAAUGCUGUGUUUACCUACCUACAUAAAUAUGUAUGUAGUAUAUUAGUAUAAGCUAAUACAAAGAAAACAUUCUAUAUUGCUUCGCAAAAAUUGUUUACAAACAAACACAGAACAUUUAAAAUGUAUGUAAAUGUAGAACUCAGCGUCAGCUUUGAUUCCAAUCAUUUUACAGCCAUUCAAAAUGAUUAACAAAUACUUCAUAGUCUUCCAUACUAUAUUCUAUGUCAAAUAUAGGCGAAAUAUCUGCUCCAAUUUAUCAUAUAUAUCGUGUCUCGCUAUUAUAAUUCAUUUUGUUGUGAUAUAAGAGUAGUGUGCUAGAUUUUAUAUUUGAAAAGAGUUAACGGUCAGUACGCUUCUACAGUUUGUGUCUAAACAAAUUGUUCUGGUUUAGAUAGUUAUUUAUUUGAAAAUGUACUGCUAAUACUUGCGUCUUAUUAAAAUAACAUUACGGAUAAUUAUUAAUAAAAGCUAUAUAACAGCGCGUUACUUAAAAAUCUCCAUGUCUGUUUAACCAUUGUUGAUAUUUAAACUAAGAUAGUUCUGAUAGUUCUCAACUACGGGAACAUAUUUGUAACUAGGUAAAAACCUUUUUAUUGGGUUUAUAGAUAAAAAGAUUACAUACAUGAGAAUUCAAUAAACAAAAUUUAAAAUAUCAUAAUUAUCUCCAGUAUUCAGACAAUAUUUUUUGAGAAUAUUCUCAAAAGUAUUCGGUAUAUAACACUUUCUUUUGUUUAAGGCUAAAUAAUUUCCUGCACAGAACAUAAGUGUUAUUAUUAAUAUAAAAAAGUAUUUAUAUCCUUCAAAAAGGUUUACUAUGUUAUUCUCUAUUGUCGAGUUAGUGUCAGCUCUUUUCAGUUAUAUAAAAAUAGUAUUAGCAGUACAAUAUGUGUAUCUAUUAUUAAAAUGUGGAAUUCAAAAAAAUAGUUAAGUAGUAACGAUCACUGCCAUGAUCCAGUUACCAGAGCAUCAGUGCUCGACGGACGGACGUCCAUAGUCAAACUAGUGUUAGUACAUGUUACCUUAUGUAAAAAUAGGUAUAAGUUUAAUAAAAAUCGAAUUUUUA